AUGUUCGUGCUUUCAAAGCUUGAAGCGGACGUGCGCGUGAGCCCUCAGGAUCUGAUCAAGCCCCCGCUCACAGCCGUAACAGAGGUGCUCGAGAAGGACUACUUAGACAGGGUUAUCCCCGAACUUGGCCUGGUGGUGACCAUUUACGACGUGCUGAGCGUGGAGGGCGGCCACAUUUACCCAAACGACGGCGCCGCCUACUUCAGGGUGGUGUUUCGCCUCGUGGUGUUCCGGCCGUUCGCCGGGGAGGUGCUUGUCGGUAAAAUCGUCUCAUGCAGCAAGAAGGGCGUACGUGUGGGCAUUGAAUUCUUUGACGACAUCCACGUGCCAGACUACGCGCUGCAGGACCCCAGCCUAUUCGAUUCCAGUGAAGGCCUGUGGCGGUGGGCCUACGAGGGCAAUGACAUGUUCAUGGACCUGCAGGCCGCCCCAACCUCCAGCGCCUCGUCCUGCCCCGCCUGGUGCCCCGCGCUGCGCACCUGGCGCUUUUGCCUUGUUUGGACCCCCACAAGCGACGAGCCGGCGCUGGGCACCGCCGGGCGGCCGUACUGCCCGAUGGAGGUCACCGGUGACAUGUGCGGUGACGGCCUGGGGCUGACCAGCUGGUGGGAAGCAGCGGCGGAGGACGGCGCGGAGGAAAUGGAUGACGGCGAGGGGUGA
Monoraphidium neglectum is the source of this 660-nucleotide messenger RNA. RefSeq names its product DNA-directed RNA polymerase III subunitC25. The record is from RefSeq and is a predicted model, not a curated record. Bases 1 to 660 code for a protein of 219 amino acids. NCBI's taxonomy places the organism in Eukaryota, Viridiplantae, Chlorophyta, Chlorophyceae, Sphaeropleales, Selenastraceae. Gene Ontology annotation, biological process: transcription initiation at RNA polymerase III promoter; DNA-templated transcription. Gene Ontology annotation, cellular component: RNA polymerase III complex. The transcript is spliced from 5 exons.